AUGUGGCCGGCAGCCAGUGAGCGCUUCAGGCCGCGCUACGAGCCUGGUGGUCCGGAGUGUUGGACAUGUCCUCCCUGCUUCAAGCGGCUUGUCGGUCAGUAGUUCGGCGGGCGACGGCGUGGGUGCCGAGGCGGUGGCUGAGCGAAGGGGGAGUGGGUGACGGCGGAUCGGAGGCGGAGGGCGCGCUCCGGCGGCGGCUGGAGUCCCUGGUGAAGAAGGACAAGGUGGUGGUCUUCAUCAAGGGCACCCCCGCCCAGCCCAUGUGCGGCUUCAGCAACGCCGUGGUGCAGAUCCUGAGAAUGCACGGCGUCGAGGGCUACGGCGCCUAUAACGUGCUGGAGGAUCAGGAUAUUCGGCAAGGUAUUAAAAACUAUUCCAAUUGGCCGACCAUCCCGCAGAUCUACUUUGACGGCGAGUUUGUGGGCGGAUGCGACAUUUUGCUACAGAUGCAUCAGAAUGGAGACCUCGUUGAGGAACUAAAGAAACUUGGCAUUCGCUCUGCGCUGUUAGACACGGAGAAAGAGGACGCAAAAUAGAGCAGCCACCCUCCAAUGUCAACUGCCCCCUGACUUGCCCUUGUCAUGUGGUUGGUGGUGUGUUGGUAUUAAUUUAGUUAUUACUGUGUCAUUGGACCUUGGCAGGGGUGGAGUGUUGUAAGAACACCACGGAGAGCCUCAUGGUGAUAUACUGAUGGCAUAGGAGAGUUCAACGUGUCGGACCGUGUUAAGCAACGGAAAAGGAUACCUAACAGAAGCAUAAUUGUGGUUUUUAAUUGCUCUCUUUUUUAAGGAAUCAAUAAAAUAUUAUGUUAUUUUGCUUUUAAAAA
This is a messenger RNA of Hypanus sabinus (Atlantic stingray), 826 nucleotides long. RefSeq names its product glutaredoxin 5 homolog (S. cerevisiae) (gene glrx5). NCBI's taxonomy places the organism in Eukaryota, Metazoa, Chordata, Chondrichthyes, Myliobatiformes, Dasyatidae. The transcript has 2 exons. Bases 66 to 536 code for a protein of 156 amino acids. The record is from RefSeq and is a predicted model, not a curated record.